Coturnix japonica (Japanese quail) is the source of this 8672-nucleotide messenger RNA. It is a transcript of the gene PIGL, whose product is annotated as phosphatidylinositol glycan anchor biosynthesis class L. Gene Ontology annotation, molecular function: N-acetylglucosaminylphosphatidylinositol deacetylase activity. NCBI's taxonomy places the organism in Eukaryota, Metazoa, Chordata, Aves, Galliformes, Phasianidae. The record is from RefSeq and is a predicted model, not a curated record. Gene Ontology annotation, cellular component: endoplasmic reticulum.
AUCCCUUUAUCGGCUCUAUAAUGGGAGCACGUAGCCAAGAUUUAAGGCGUCCCAUUGAGGAAACGUGCUCACGUUGCACAGCUUCCAGCCGGAGUCACAACGCGGGUGCUCUCAAUGUGGCAAAGAGACUUUCCCUCGUUAAACACGCGUUUUAUUGGCAGCACAGCUGAGCUCCGCUCCGUUAUCUGCUACAUCAACACAGCUCUGGGCUGUUUGUAACCCCACUUACAGCCCGCAGCUCCCUUCCAGGUAUCCAAGUGAAGCCCGUGAAGGAGCCGCCUGUGUUUUAUGAGCUGUUUGUUCUCCAGCUGCUCAGUUCCUCUGAUUUCUCUCCCAGUUUGACUCUUUAAGCCGAGGACGGCCGAGCAGCACAGCUCCCCAGCCACUGUUAUCUCAUUGCCUGCCCCUAUUUAUUCCCUGUCUCCUUUGGCUCUGUAACACCUCCAGCACUUGACUUCACCCCCGAGCCGCAUCCAGACGCUUUUAUUCUUAUUCCGCAGCGCUCAGCACAGCAGCACAACCUGCCUCUACAGACGCUUCUCUCUCCCCGCUCUCCAGAUCUCUCGCUUCCCACAGCCCCGCACAGGUAGGACUGGCAGAGCUCACUUUAUUUCUUAUCGUCCCAUUUCUCGUUAACGGGAUCGCUCCCAGCUCACCCCCAGCCCCCUCCCGAGUUGAGCUCCAGCACCGCCGCACGUUUCCGUGGUCGAAUGGCCCCGCCCCGAGGCGGGGAAUGGAAGGGGGGAAGUGAGGAACCCCCGGUAGGGCGGAACCUUUGAUAGGCCGGAACCUUUAGUGGGCCGGAACCUCUGAUAGGCCGGAACCUUUAGUAGUACGGAUUCUCUGAUAGGCCGGAACCUUUAGUAGGCCGCAACCUUUGGUAGGCCUGAACCUUCGGUAGGCCGCAACCUUCGCGCCUGCCGUCCCCGUUUCCCGUUGGAGCAGCUCUCGGUGCUGUACGCUGUAGCUAUGGCAGCGGUGCCGUGGUGUUUGGGCCUGGCCGUGCUGUUGCUGUUGGCCGUACUGCGUUCCGCCGCUCGCCGCCUGCGGAGCCGUUCCGCCUCGGGACUGUCGCGGGAUGAUGACGUCAGAGCCCUGCUGGUGACGGCGCACCCCGAUGACGAAGUGAUGUUCUUCGCCCCCACGUUGCUCCGCCUGGGCAAGGCGGGCGGCCGCCUCGCGGUGCUGUGCUGCUCCGCAGGAAACUAUUACAGUCAAGGAGAGAUUCGUAAGAAAGAACUGGAACAAAGUUGUUGUCUUCUGGGGGUUCCUGCAUCCAGUGUAACAGUCGUUGAUCACAGGGAUCUUCCAGACAAUCCAUCUGUUCAAUGGGACACACAGCUACUCGCCUCCUUUGUGAUGAAGCAUAUAGAAGCCAACAACAUCAACCUGGUGGUAACUUUUGAUGCGGGAGGAGUGAGUGGUCAUGCUAACCACAUUUCUCUUUACACUGCUUUAAGGUACCUGCAUUCAGAGAGGAAGUUACCUGAAGGGUGCCGUGUGCUUGUCCUUGAGUCAGUAAAUCUGCUGCGGAAGUACAUCUCCAUCCUGGAUGUGCCCCUUUCCUGCCUCCUGCCCAGAGAUGCGCUCUUCAUACUCACAGAGGAGGAGACUGAACAAGCCAGGAGAGCAAUGCGGUGUCAUCGCAGCCAGCUCCUCUGGUUUCGCCGCAUCUAUAUGCUUUUCUCACGUUAUGUGGUGAUCAAUUCACUCCACCUUCUAGAAAAGACAACGCUUACAACUUCGAGAGUAAAAGAAUGAGCCAAAAAAUGACUGUGCCAGGACAACUGCUAAAGAAAUCUCAACUGUUAGGCACUCAAGAGGGCAGGAUUCUCUCUGCAUAGUGUUCUUUCAGACUACGAAAAGCAGGUUGUACAUAGACUUUCUCCUGUAUUUUGUUGCCUGAGACAUUAAGAUGAAGAUGGUUUAACAUCUGCUCUAUUUUCUCACUUUAUAAGCUUAAAUAGAAUAUGAACAUUGAAUUAGCCUAAUUAGGAGUCAAAAGAAGGAGUACUCUGCGUUAGAGAAGAUACGGCACAAACUAUUUUUCCUCUGGAAGACACAGUUAAGAAGACAGCUUUGGAACUUUAUCUCUGAGUACUUUUGUAAAAUUCAAAUGUUAGGAGUGACUUUUAUAAGAUCGUUCUAUCUUCACAGGUAUAAACAGAACCAUGAGACCCGUCAUACUCAGAACUUUAAAAAGCCAAAGCUUAUGAAUAAAGCAUUAGAAAGUAUAGUUUUCUCUAAUUGCACUGAUCUUUGCUGCUGCUGCUUUGAGAUGCAUUGUGUUGCAGGCUCCCCUUUCCCAGAGCGUCCCUCAUGAAACGUAAGCAUUUCUUCUUGCUUCAGAACAUGGGGCUUGAGAUCAACUCAAGAGUCUCAUCAGGAUCUAAGAAUGAGUUGGAAGAGACCUAGACUGUAACUGAGUCUUUUGUAGAAUACAGAGAGAAAAAUAGCAAGUGGUGCUUCAAAAGUUGUUCUGCAUAUGUGAAACGCAACUGCAGAAGUUAUAGAUCCCUCAGCCUUUGCACUAAAAGGUAAGUGAAGAUCUCAGCUUUCAGUGAUUAAUUCCUUUGGAUACACAGGGAUUUCAGGAGUGAUGUGGGAUUCUGUUGGCUACAGUGUAGCAAAGUCAGCAAUAUUCCAUGUUUCUGUGGGCUUGUCUGCUGGCACAUCUUCCCUGCAUCUACACUGCUAGCCAUUGCACAGUGUCAAGAUGAGAAGCCAAAUUACCAGAUCCUGCUGCUUAAGACAGCAGAUGAGUUCUUGGUUGUACUGGAACAUGUAUCCAUUAUUAGAAGAGUUUGACUACUGAGUUCAGUUUGCUGGCCUUGUCAUUGCUUAAGCAUAUGCUGACUCAGCCUUUAAACCAUAAGCAGGUUCAGACUUAAGCAAAUCAGUACUUUUAAUCACAUGGAUAACUUUAGUGGUCCUUCUACUGCAUGCAUCUAAGCACCUGUAUAACUGUUUUUACUGAACCUGAGCUUAGUAAGCUCUUUCAAACCCCCUUUAACUCUCAAUCCAUGGUAAGUUCACUGAAGUUAAUAGAGAAAACACAGCAUAAGCUAGUACUAUGUCCUAAGCAGGAGAUUAUCUUAUAUAGGAGACUUUACAUAGGGCAUUUUUGUAAGCCAGACUUCAUUAUUUUUUAAACUUUGCUCUGUUUAUUGUGAUUAAGCUUUACCAUAGCUAAGGGUGAAUUACCAAAGUCCUGCGGUGGUUUAUUGAGUAGAGGUAGCUUUAAAACUCAGAGUCACAAAUGAAUGGCACAGGCAGAAUAGAAAUAUUUAUUUAAGAAACAGAAAAAUAACAACACUCAGAAAUGCCUGGAGUGCAAUUCCAUGGCAGUGCUCCAAGUUCAGCUGUUUGAAGGGUACAUCAGGGUUUUGACAUGUCUCUGAUGGUCUUAUGUUCCUUUACUGCCUUCUCCCAUUCUUUGCCAUUGAUAUCCUCUGUAACAAUGCUGUGCACAGUGCCAUCAUCCAGACAAUGGGGCGCUAUCCCUGAAGAAAAAGAGAGUACCCAGAAACCUGCUUUUCACUGCUAAGAGUAGGAGAUGCCUGCAUCUCUAUGCUCUGCAGAUGGGGCACCUCAGAGAUUAUCAGUAGAUGCUGUCAGCUCAGCUAUUGUUGUUAGGGUGAGAAAACUGUCAUGGGCAGAAGCCCACGAGUCACCAGACACGCUGCUCACAGCUCUCAUGUUAGCAGCCAGUGGAAUCUCCAUCCAGGCUUUGCUUGGUGGUCAACUUUUGUGACCACAGUUUGCCAAGUUUACUCUUUCUACCUACCGUAGCCAUCUGGAUUAGAGCGAGGAGUGUAAAAGCUUUGUACACCACAGGUCUUGCAGAAUGUGUGCUGGGCACGAUGUGUGUUGAAGGUGUAUGUUGUCAAGUUAUCAGCACCCUAAGCAGAAAUAAAAAGCAAUGCAGAUUUUCCACAUAAAUAGGUGUAUUCGUUACUUUCUAUGAACUAGCUAAGACAUAAACAUCACCUUCUUGUCUCUACUCGAGAUAAAGAAUUAGGGCAAGAAAACUGGGGAACCACUCACAUCUUGUACACUAGUAAUAGAUUAUAUGGAUUAGGAAAUUUCUUUCUGUUAGUGUUUAUGGGCAGGUUCUUACUGCAUUCUUACUCUACCUUCAGCAGCUUGAAACGUGAAGCUGGGACAAUGAAGUGCCUGUUCUGCUUCUUUGUGCAAAUGCUGCAACUGUAAAAGAAAGAGAAGACCUUUCUAGAAGCAGCAGAUGAGUUGUAAUACAGGAAUCAGAUCAGAUCUAGCUCAGACCUCUUGAUGACAGAAAUUCCACUAAGAGCUAAAAUGCUUCCUUAGCCUCAAAGAGGUAAGUGACAAAAGUGGACUCGUACGUAUCAGUAGUGUUUGCUAAGCACGCCCGUAGAACAGACUGACCCUAUGCAGGUAAGCAAUAAGGCAUUCACCUUAUUAAUUAUAUGCUUUAUUUUUUCCCCAUGUGCAACUUUCAGUAGACAUACCAAGGAUUAACUGUGGCCCUGAGAAAUGCGUUUAAUCUUUCAGACCAGUAUGCCAACUUUUCUAACAUUAAUUAACUUGCAAACAAGAAAGUGAGAUUCAAAGGUUACCCAUGAGCUGGAAGCAAACUAGUUGUAGGUGGGGGAAACGCUGUUGAAAUCAGACACUGCUGUAGUUUGCGCUCCUGGUCAGAAAUGUAACAUUUACCAAGUUAAAAGGGGAUUGAUGUGCCUUGAGCACACUGAGCUUAGAGGAACGGAAAGCAGAUGGUUGAUUAUGUGUUGUCAUUAGAUCUUUCCCAACACUUUCUGCAUGAGCAUGGAUGAGGGGACGUGAAGUCCUGCCCAUGAGUGCAUCAUCUGCAAUCACCUCUGCUGGUCCCAUAUUGGAUCAGCACAUAAUUAGGCACAUACUGUAUGGAAACAGAGCAGAGGAUGUUCUUCCACUUUAUUACAGUCUUUUGUCUAUGACGUUGACUGGAAAUGCAUAUAAGCUCUUAUUUAUUUGUGAGGACAGUGAACCAAAAACUCACUUGCAGUUAAAAACAUGCAGGUCUGCUGAAGCCCAGACCUCAAAGCGGACGGCCCCGCAGUGACAUCCUCCUGUGUGUUUGACCAGACCUCUGUGCUCACUGCAGAGAAAAGCAACAGGCAGGUUACGUGAGCAAAGACUUUUUUAUUGGCCAAGGAAACAUUUGGGCUACUCCAUUACUCAGUUUUGCUUUGAGCACUUGCAGUGCACCUUAAAAAAAGCACCUCCUUAAAUGUAUUAAAAUUAAGAGCUCCCAGGUGGGGCAGAGAAUCAGUUUUGUCUAUGGCCAGAAUAGCCCUGGGCAGAGUUCUGGCCUCAGUUACAGCACUAGCCGUGUCCAGCAAUGCAUAGACAGCAGCGUUCUCACAGUGCAGCCCUCUUGGAGCUGGGAAAUGGCUUUUCCCACGUUUUUUCCCCCAGCUCUAACGCUGCUCCAUGGAAAAGCUGGGAGUGGCAGAGAUAAGUGCAUUCUGCAUUUCAAAUCCUAUUUGAAACGUUUUAUUUUGCAUGUUAAUUGUAGAGGAACUUUACGAUGAAGGAAUCUCUGAACCUCUCCCCCAGGGUGCAUCCAUAGCAACUCUGCAGACUGAACACGGUCGACUCAAGCAUUAAAUGCAGAGGAAAACCCAUUUCCUUUCAACUUUCCACUCCCGCAGGCAGUUACUGGUUACAGCCCAGUGAUGAUGUGCUGCGGACCGAAAGAGCAGGAGCUGGGUGCGCAUUUAGGAGACCCUCGGCUCCCACGCGAGGGAAUCUGAUCCCCCAAAGGCAUUUGUGAUAGGGGAGAUGUGAAUUAGGAUAAAAAGCCUCUUUGUGCGGGAGGACCCACCCUCUCCCCGGCCCCGUGCUGGGCUCUAACCCGUCCCGUACUCACUAGGCGUCCAGCAGCAGCCGCGCCGCUUCCUCGCAGCUCAGCCGGUGCCGCUGUUGGAAGGCGGCCCAGCGCUCGCUCUGCGCCCCUAAAUCGAACGUACCGGCGGGCAGCGCUCGCUCUGCUCCCCGGCAGCCACCCGCUUUCUUCCCUCCAUCCCGGCGGUUCCUGCCGCUGGGCGAAGCGGUGGCCGCGCUGCUCCGCCGGGAGCGCCGCGUGUUGCCCGCCGCAGCGCGACCCAUGUGCUGCUCCCCGCGCUGCUGCCCGCGGCCGCCAGGGGGCGCUGUCGCUGUGUGGGAUACGGGGCGUCCCGGGGGGCGCUUCGUCUGCGGGUACAACCGGGAAUGGCAGCGAGGAGAGUCCCGCCCUGUGCUGUCAGCUGGUUUGCCCCAAUGGAAAGCGAGUUUGUGCUACGUUUGGUAGAGAUUUGGGUGCAAAGACGAGGUUUCUGCUGAGAAAAACAGCCGAGGAAUGGCCCUGCUGAGGGUUCAGGGCCCGUUUGUGGAAUCUGAGCCCUAAACCCAAUGCUGGAAUGAAUACGGUUAGUUUGGAUCUGCAGGUUGUGAGCUCAGGGUGCCAGCUGGCCUGUAACGUGCCCUACAGCGGUAGAAAUGCCGGUUAUUUGCAAGCAUUAGCGCAAGGUUUUCUCUUUAAUUAUAAACACAGGGUGCCUCGCAUAGUCAAGGUUGUCAACUGCUUUGCGGACCUGAACGUGUUGCGUGACAUCUCAGCUAUGCGCCCUCCCUCCUUUAAAAACAAGGCUGCUGUUCAACAACACUCCAGUGCAUCAUUAUGCACGUUUGAAGUGCAGCGAGGCUCCAUCCUUCCUGAUCUGUGAAUCAUGAUGGCAGCUCUGCAGAGAAAUGGGCUCAAAGGCUCCUUUUUUUCCCCCCCCUCUGUCACCAGAAUCAUUAAGUGAAAAGAGAAACAAACAACAUAGUAGAGCCCCUAAAAUAAACACAACCUCUGCUGGUAAGUGACCUAGAAGAGAUUAUUUACAAACAUCUGUAGGACAAAGCUGCUUCUGGAGUGAAACUAUUCAACGUGGGGUAAAGAAGAACUUGUGUCACUCCGAGGCUGAAUUUGUUUUGUUGGAGCGACAAUCAAUAGCUUGUAUUGGCAACAGUUCUUAAUGCCUCGCUCUUCUCUGGAAGUGGAGCAGGGUGAGAUGUAAACAAGUGAGUUACCAGUCUGGUAUGGGGUAGAACGGGCACCAGGGGGUCACGUCUCAUCCAGGAAUAUAGCAAAGCAACUGGACGAUGAUGAAACGUCCAUCAGCACUCUCUGGUCUGGAAAACAGCAUUAAAAACACGCAUCUGCAACAUGUGGGCUGCCUCUCGAGUUGGCACGUAGCAGGACUCAAAUAACAAUCCAGUGGCUCAGCAUCACCCUUCACUGAUGAUAGGAAGGGAUACUGAGUUACAGUUUCCUGUUAUUCCCCAUCUGAACCUCUGGACUCAUUAGUCACUCUAAUAGAACCAUUUUAAACAUGCUGCUGUAUGUGACAAAUUCUGGCCCGUGUCAGCAUGUUCUUCAGGAACGCCUGAUCGCGGCCCCUCCCAGACCUUUAGUCACACUCAACUUCAUGUUAGUCACCUUAUAUUUUGGGAGGAAACGUCACUCAGGUGAAACUGGAGACUGUGAGUUGAAACCGAGUCUGUAGUGUAGUUUGCAGUGUGGUUUUAUCUGCCCUAGGUGUGCAGCUUCAGCCUACAGCGGUCUGUCCUCUAAAAACAAGUAGUAAAAACACAAGUAAAAGGCAGAGCAUGUUCUGGGAGCUGCUGGUGGAUCAGUUCACAAACAGCCACCUGCCUGCUUGGAGGGAGACACAUUUGUACACCCUCCUAAAGCAGUUCCUGGGGGAGAACUGGAGAGUGUAGUUUACGUCAUAUGCACAAAUCUGUCACUUUCUACUUACCUCCACUAUUAAUUCACUGUAUUUUAAAUGUAGAAAGCAUUUUGAGAAGCUAAAUUCUGUUCCCUAUGGUGUUUCAAGGUAAAUAACUACAAGAAAAGCAAAAUGCAGUCAUUUCAGGAGGUUACAGCAAAAAUAUUCUUCCUCCUUUGUCACUUGUUUCAAAGGACUCAAAGCUCAAAAUUGGGCCCUACAGAAAGAAACAGUGUUAGAAGGUUAUAGCAGAUCUGUGGCUGAUGUUAAAUUUUACUGGUAUUUUGAUUGCAAGUCCUAAAUUUCAAUGGCUGCAAAUAGGAUUGGGGGUGUAUGUGUAUGUAUGGCUGUGAGGUGUUGCCCGGUGCCUAAAGAGUAACAGACCUCACGCUGAUUAUUUCCAGCAUUUACCAAACGUUAAUGGCAGGAGAAGAUAAAGAUUGUUUUCUUCUAAAGCUUCUGAAACAAAACAGAGAAGGAAGAAAUAUUCAGAAAGAGGGUGGGAAAGAUAAGAGGAAGAAAAGUCCAGUAAAUGACUGUUCUCUUUGGGUGUAUGGUGAUGUUCAAAGUCCAACGGCUGACGUGUUUUAGUGCUGAAGUACAAAGGUGUUUUUCUGUGCCAUGCAGCUCUGCUUGUAUAACAAUGACUCAGCUAUGCAGACCUGGCUUGCAGCCUGCAUGGAGAUUCUGCCUGUAAGGGCAUUUUCACUGCAAAAGCAGCACUAAAAGCAGCAAAAUGUUUCUGGGUUUAAGAGAAGUAAAAACUGCAGGUGCUUUUCAUUUAACAAACAGGGAAUUAGAAGCAUUUUAUAGCUAAUACCAUGCUUACAGGUGCUUUUCGUCUAACAAACAGGGAAUUAGAAGCAGUUUAUAGGUAAACACCUUGCUUAAAAG